CCGAACAUCAGGACGGUGUUUUGAAGUUGAAAGAAAAUGGCAAACAGCGUCUUUGUCCCUGCACUGGGCCUGCUGGGAUGUCUCUUCCUCGCCGAGGGUGCAGUUUUUAUAAAUCAGGAAGAAGCAAGCACGGUUUUGCACCGAUACAGGAGAUUCAACACUGGGCGACUUGAGGAAGUGCUCCAAGGAAGCCUGGAACGAGAAUGUAUGGAAGAAGUAUGUAGCUACGAAGAAGCGAGAGAAAUUUUCGAAAACGAUGAGAGAACGAGGACAUUUUGGACAAUCUAUAUUGAUGGAGAUCAAUGCGACCCCAACCCCUGCAAGAAUGGAGGCCGUUGUAAAGAUGACACAAAUGAUUAUACCUGUUGGUGUCCAGGUGGCUUUGAUGGAAAGAGCUGUGAACUCGAUGCUACCUGCAAAACCAAAAAUGGUGGGUGCAAACAGUUUUGCAAGGAUAACGAAGUGGGAAGAGCAGUUUGCUCCUGCUCCGUGGGAUACAGGCUGAAGGAAGACAUGAAAACCUGUGAACCAACAGUGCCCUUUCCCUGUGGAAAGAUCCAAGCUCCAGAAGCCCAAGGUAAAUUCACCCGCUCCAAUCCAUCAAACUCAUUUGAUCACUGGAUCUCCCCAAGCAAUGUGACUGAGGACUGGGAAGAAGGCUACAACCACACUCAGGUUUCCUUUCAUCUGUCGACCGAUAUACGAGUGGUUGGCGGCAUGGAAAGCAAGAAAGGAGAAGUUCCGUGGCAGGUUUAUUUGCUCAAUUCCGAAGGGAAGGGAUUCUGUGGAGGCACCAUCGUCAAUGAAAAGUGGAUUGUCACAGCAGCUCAUUGCCUUGAGUUUCAGCCCAAAAGGAUUGUAGCAGGUGAACACAAUAUCUAUAUUGUGGACAACACCGAACAAUACCGCAACGUGGUGAGAGCCAUCCCUCACCCUACAUACAACACCACUAGCAAGUACCACAAUGACAUCGCCCUCCUUGAGUUGGACACACCUCUGGAGUUCAACCACUACGUCAUCCCCAUUUGCAUUGGGGAGAAAGAGUUCACCAACAGCCUCCUUAAGUUUGGGAAGGGCACCGUGAGUGGAUGGGGGAAACUGGCUUACCAAGGCCGCCAAGCGAGGAUCCUUCAGGUGCUGCAAAUACAGUUCAUUGACCGAUCGACCUGUCUGAGGAGCAGCAGUUAUACCAUCUUGCCAAAUAUGUUCUGUGCAGGCCACCCCAGUGAAGCCAAGGAUACUUGCCAAGGGGACAGCGGUGGUCCAUAUACCACGGACAUUGAAGAAGUAUGGUUUCUGACAGGGAUCACCAGCUGGGGGGAGCAAUGUGCCAAGAAGGAUAAAUAUGGAAUCUACACCCGCGUUUCCAGAUACGUUAAGUGGAUUAGAGAGACCACCAAGCGUACAUAAAUGAAUCAAUCCAA
This is a messenger RNA of Pantherophis guttatus, 1424 nucleotides long. RefSeq names its product coagulation factor IX-like. Gene Ontology annotation, molecular function: serine-type endopeptidase activity; calcium ion binding. The record is from RefSeq and is a predicted model, not a curated record. Lineage: Eukaryota; Metazoa; Chordata; Lepidosauria; Squamata; Colubridae. Gene Ontology annotation, biological process: zymogen activation; blood coagulation. Gene Ontology annotation, cellular component: extracellular region.